Messenger RNA from Drosophila kikkawai, 2175 nucleotides. RefSeq names its product ring and YY1 binding protein (gene RYBP). Gene Ontology annotation, biological process: positive regulation of DNA-templated transcription. Lineage: Eukaryota; Metazoa; Arthropoda; Insecta; Diptera; Drosophilidae. The record is from RefSeq and is a predicted model, not a curated record. Gene Ontology annotation, cellular component: nucleus. Gene Ontology annotation, molecular function: transcription coregulator activity; DNA binding.
UUAGGUAGGAAGCCAUCAUUUUCAUUUGGCAACAUUGUGCAGAAAGUUUUUUUCACAACAAAAAGCCACCGAAAACGCUAAAAUUAAGCAACCAAAUGUUUGCGAAAAGCACUAUAAACCUCUAAGCCACCGUCGAGCGUGCGUGCGAGUGUGCGUGUGUCUGUGUGGGCGUGGGAGCAACACAGCAGCACACAACAACGGCAGCAGCAGCAGCAUCGCCCAGCAGAGGGACACCAGCGGCGGCAGGGGAAAACACGUAAAGGAAAAACUCUCUUCGGCAUACAGCUGCAAAUCAGCGCGCCCCCGCCGAACGGAAAGCGCCUGCCCCCCCACGAAUUAUGGACAAGAAAUCCUCGCCGGUGCGACGACAAAAGCGGCAGGCGAAGGUGAUCGAGGAGAACUUUUGGGACUGCAGCGUUUGCACCUACAGAAACUCGGCGGAGGCCUUCAAGUGUCAAGUGUGCGACGUGCGGAAAGGCACCUCCACGCGCAAGCCGCGCCUGAACUCAGCGCUAGUCGCCCAGCAGGCCGCCACAUUGCCGGGAGCCAGUGGCAAUAUGCCCAAUGGGAAGUCCGCCUCGGGAUCGCGACAUGGCAGCGGGCAUGGCAGGCAGCGACAUAAACGUUAUCCCGCCCGAUUGAAGAACGUGGAUCGAUCCACAGCACAAACGCGCGAGGUAACGGUCAAUUCGGUGACCGUAUUCAUUACAGAGUACAAGGCCAAGCCAGUGAGCAGCCGGCGGGAGUCCAGCGAGCAGAGCUUCAGCGAAAGCAACGAUAGCCGGAGCUAGAGGGAGGAUCAUCCGUGGCCUCGGCCCCCCAGCCCCAGGCACACCCAGAGCCAGACCCAGAGCUCUGUGGAUCCGAGUCCUGCUGCUCUACGGUCCCCGAUCCCGGUUUCGGUCUCGAUUCCCUGUUACAAGUUGUAAAUUCUAAGUGUUAGGCCGCCGGCGCAAAACGGAAAACAAUUGUAAAUCGAAAUCCAUUUAAGUUAUCAAGUAUUAGGCCACGUUCAAAGCAGCAGCAGCAGAAGCAGCAUGCGCCAAGCCCCGCCCCUCAAAAACGUUCAUGACUUCCAGCCCAGGCCAAGAAGCGAAGAGAAGCGAAGCGACGAGUCGAUUGCAUUUACACGACGCUCUCCAGUAUCCAAUCUUUGAAAUGCGCUAGAAACCCUGUACAUACCGAUGCAUGAUGAGUUCCGUUCCCCCAUGAAUAUCUCUGUCUCUUAUUGUAAUUUUAGUUGUAAUUGUAAUCCAGCUACUAUAAUUCUAAUUCUAAUUCCUAAUUUAUUGAUGAGAAGAAGGCAACUCUAUGUACAUGUCCAACAAAGAUAUCAUUUGUUUCGUAAGUGUCGAAUUAAAAUAUGGUUUACCUAAGUACAAGCAAAUCUCAAUGUUCCCACUAGCAGCGACUCCCAACUCCAAAUGGUUUGUGUAACUUGUAGUUUUUAAUCUAUGUUUUUUUUUAUGUCCUACUACCUACUAGACAAUGCUGCUUGACAACGAAGAAAGAUGUGAGAGAAUGAAAGGGAGUACGAGGUGAAGAGAGCCUUUGCUUGGUUGUAGACAAUUUGCUAAUUUUAAUUUGUUUAUACACAAGACUGAUUAAGCGUUACCAAGCCCGAGUCCGACUUUCAUUUGGUUUUCACCCGAGGAGUUGAUCCAAGCUAAACAUAAAAACAAAACAAUAGACGAAUACUCGAACUCGCAAAAAGUGAAUUUUGUACUUAGCAGAGCUUAAAGGCUCUUCCACCAUAGAAAUAAUUACUUAGCAAACAAAACAAACAGAUUUUUGAUAUGAACGAUUGUAUUUAAUAUUGGAUAAAUGAUAUAAUGGUUUAUAAUGUGCUUGAUAUUUGUAUUUUGAGAUAGAUUAUUUAGCCACACACACACACUGACACACACGAGGUCACCUAAUACACAAACAAUACUCAAAACUGCCGACUGUAGUCAAUGAAAUAACUUCCAAUAGACACACCAAACUUCAAACAUUAAACAUUAACAAUUAAUAUCAACAGUUUGCAUUAAUCAGCAGCAACAAAAACGGAAACUUAAGCUAACGCAAUUAAAGCCACCCCAAACCACAGAUAGUUAAAACUUAAAUUCAAAUUGUAAAGCAUCAACUUUUAAAGCAUUAUAAAAUACAUUAAAUAAAUUUCGAAAAUGCUAUUCCAAA